Molecule: messenger RNA, 2278 nt
Organism: Carcharodon carcharias (great white shark)
Lineage: Eukaryota; Metazoa; Chordata; Chondrichthyes; Lamniformes; Lamnidae
Gene: arl6ip6
Product: ADP-ribosylation factor-like 6 interacting protein 6
Exons: 4
Coding region: 191-784 (197 amino acids)
Source: RefSeq, a predicted model, not a curated record
UGGCGCCAUCUAUAUAUAUAUAUAUAUAUAUAUAUGUGUGUGCGCGCGCGCGCACGCGAGGGGUGGGGAGGUUGAAAGGCGCUUCAGCUCCUCCUGGAGAGCUAUCACAGGAUUAACGUUUACACCGGGAACGGUAGCGAGCCUACGGAGUGUCUCUGGUUGUUUUGGCCAGUAAUUUAACGUCUCCUGAAUGCCGCGGUUAGUGAAGCGAAGUGGGCUGGCCGCUCCAGCUCUCGGUGCCUGGGCAGAGGGCGGGGAUGUAAUGGGCUGCAACCCUCCGGGAGAAGAGCCCAUGGAAGUCGAUACGCCCGGUGUUUGUGGACAGAAAGACUCCUUUAACGCUGCCGCUGCCGUGUCGAGGCAGAGCCGGGUGCUGGCACCGCCGGUCUACGGUCAUUCCCGGAGUAACAAGUGGCCAGCCCGAGUCUGCUCCAUGUUGUGCUGCAUUGUAAUGAUAUCGUUCAUUGCCUUUCUCCUAGCGAUUAUGUACAUAAUCGUCAAAGAUUUAAGUUGGGACAAAGAAAACAGUGAGGAUGGCGUCAAGACUGGUAUUUUAGGUUUUUGGGGCUCGUUGAUUUUGGCUUUAAUUGCUGGCUUGUCAUGUUGCAGUUUCUCAUGGACAUUGACGUAUUUUGAUUCAUUUGAACCCGGGAUGUUUCCACCAACACCCCUGUCGCCUGCCCGAUUUAGGAAAUUAACAGGCCAUUCGUUCCACAUGGGCUACAACAUGGCAAUCCUGAAUGGCAUCACCACAGCUUUGGCUAUAAUUUGGUGGUUCACCUGAAAUCAACUUUGCCAAUAGCACUGACCACUGCUGACCUCUAUCCAAACAAGAAAGCUUUCUUCUAGAAAUAAUGGCACUCCUGAGAGGACAGUUCAAAAUGAAGUUACAGUAACUGUUUUACUUUCUUAAAUGCAUUUAACUCCAAGAUGAACUUGUAAAUACUGUUAACAUCAUUCUAUCGAAAUUAACUUCAGCAUUAAUGCUGUUCUUUCUCAUUCUUUUCAAUUGUCUUUUUAAGUUGAAGUUUAAAACCUUUUAUCUAUUUGAGAAUAUAACCUUUUUUUGGAUUGGUAGAGAAAUUGUCAAGAUUGUUUGGGCAAGAGCCCUAAAUCUUAUGAUUCCCAAAUCCACUUGUGACUGUAAUCCUUCACUAUAAAUGGGAAUUAAGGAUUGUAAUGGUAUGCUUGCCUUUUUAACGUGUAUGAAUUGCAUUUGUGCAAGCUUCAUACUAGUGACUUCCUGGAUAUCCAAAACAAUUACAGCUUCAGGUAAUACUUUUUUGUUGGUGACCUCUGAUCUUGCAAAAACUUGACCUGCAGGUGUGUGUUAUUUUAAUAAUUUUCUUUAUCCUUUCCACUCUGCUACUAGAAGUAGACAGAAGGACUGUCAUCUACUGGUCGCUAAACACUAAUUCAUUGGCACACUAACUUAACUGGUUAGAUCAGAUCUAUUUGCACUUCAGCUCCUUAAAUCUGUCAUUAUCAUCUUGUGUGUUAACAUGACUGGGGAACUACCUCUGUCUUAUUUUAAAUAAAUUUGAGAGGCACCUGUAAUAAAACUAUUUCAGGAAAUUGUUGCCAUAAGCAUGGACAUUUUAUCUCUAUUCUUAAAACCACUUCACAAUAUUCUCAUUAUAUUUUAUUGCUUAGUGUUGCCAUCAACAUCUUUUAGUACCUUUUUUCAGAACUAUGGUUUAAAUAUUCAGUCGUCAUCCAAAAUGCUUAAGACUUUUGCAUAACUAAUUGCUACCAAUACUCUCCAAUUAUUGUACAAAUCCAAUUAGGUUUUGAUACAAUCUUUGUAGUGACACCUCAAUAAUACAAUGAGUCAAUUUCUACAUGGGACUGAGGCUCACUAUUGAUGAAUUGUUAUUUGUGCUACAUAAUUUUUUUCUAAUAAUAGAUGUCUUAUGGCAUUGCUCAUGGGCAAAAAAAAAUCCUCUUCCUUCUACUUGUCUUUAUUUCACUUUCUCUUUCCCUUCUCCCUACACCCCACCCUCCUCUCACUCUUGGACUGUACCCAGAGCCGCACUUGUGGUUAGUAUUGGUGCAUCAAAGCUACUACAACAUAUGCCUGUAAGAAUGCCUGAAGGAUUGGGCGAGAGCAGAAUGGACUAGGAUCAGUUGGAACUUUGGUGGACUGUGGAACAUGCCUCUGAGACCAUAAGACAUAGGAGCAGAAAUUAGGCCAUUCGGCCCAUCGAGUCCUCCGCCAUUCAAUCAUGGCUGAUAAGUUUCUCAACCCCAUUCUCCCGCCUUCUCCCUGUAAACUUUG